AUGGAUCCUUCACCGGAGCCUCCCAAGACUCCUCCAAACAAAUUCCCUGACCCCCCAACACCUCGCGAAAAGACACCCCCACCCAGGAUUUCUUGCGACAUCAACACCCGUGAUGCCCAAGGCCCAUUCUACUGGGAGUAUCGUAACAAAGGUCCGGACUUCGAAGUUCCUCCUUUGAAGGGAGGUGAUUUUGAAGAGCGUCCGACUCUGGAGGAGUGGGCGGACAAGCUAGGAUACAAGUUGCCAUCCGGAGAGUCCGUGUUAUCUGGGAGGCCUGAUCCAUCCGAGCUAAAACGCGGAGCUAAGCUUCCACCUUCCAUUGAGGAAAUUGAUCACCUUCUGAAGAAGGGCGACGAACAUCCAACGUCCGUAUCUGGAAGUUCUCCCACUUCAGAGCCGAAAUCAAAGCCAGGUGCUUUACUCAAUUCGGCCGAAGGUCUACAGGAGAAGGCUGACAGCAAAGUUCCAAAGCCGUCAUCUGCAAAAUCCGAUAAACCGAAGGUAGAACCUGGAGCUAUGCUUCCACCUCCCCUCAAAGCGCCCGGAGGCCCGCAGAAGAAGGCGGACAAGCAAACUCCCAAGCCUUCACCUGAGAAGUCCAACAAAUCGAAGCAAGAGGGAAGAGGAAUGUCCCAACGUCUGCUCAAAGGUGCGGCUCGUCUCCAGGAGAUGGCGGACAUGGCAAAUCCUCAGCAAGCCGAGGAAGACCGCGCCAAGGUCUUCAUGGACCGUCUACCCCACGUUCAAGCGGCCUCUCGUCGUCUGCAAGGUCAACUCGGGAUCCACGGUGAUGAGACCUGGCCCCUGCCACCACCGCCAAUCGAUCAUAAUCCCUUCCUGGUCGAAAUGAACGCAAUAAAGAUCCGCGCUGCAUUGGAGAAUUGCAAGGACUUUGCCGUGACCAUCGACCGUGAGUCGGACAAAAUGGAGUUUCUUGAUGUUGUCGCGAUGUCUGGUCAGAAGCGCGUGGUGAUGCAAACCGGUCAAGCCCCGGAGAUCAAGCUUACUUCUUUCGAGGCUGAGAAGAAAGCUAGAGAGACCGAGCAGUCUAAUGCCAUUGCACGUAUGAUGGACGAAGGUCGUCAGGAGGAGUUGAAAGAACUUGAAGACGAAGGCAUGAGUGAGGUUCCAUCAACUCCAAAAUCCCUGUUCCAUAGCGUUGGUUCUUCCCUGGCGCCUACCGCCCCUCAAACCAGCCAAGGAAGCAAUACAGCAGCAAGUGAAGGCGAGGAAUCGCUCUCGGCCUCUCAAGGAGACAGCUCAGUGGAUACCGCAGAGCGCGAACGGCGCGAGGAGUGGGAAGAACUCACGAGAGACCCUCGUUUCAUUGGUAUCGGACCAUAUGGAGAGCCUGAAUAUGAUGGCCCGCCAACGCCGGAUCCAGCGAAUAGCUCAGACGCCACUGGUGCCACCCCUAAUCCGAGCUAUGACUCUGAGGGGAACUCGAUACCCCAUAACACGCCGACGGCCAGCAAUGACGACCGAGAGAUGCGCACGUCAUCAUACGUGACUGGAACUGCCAGCGCUGAUUCCGAACAUGUCCCGGCUGACCUUACUCCUCCCAGCCGAGAGCUUGGGGCUCUCUCCGUCCAUGACAGUGAAAUAGGAGGGACACAAUCCGUGAUCGACGAGGCCAUAGCUGUCCUCAACGCUCAAGACAAGGGUAAGGGCAGAGAGACAAGCCCUGGUGUUGAUGAGACGAUGUUGGCCGGUCCUCGGGCUCAAGAUAAGGGCAAACGGCAAGAGACAGGCUCAAGCGUUGGAGACAACUCUGCGUACGCUUCUCAGACUCAACAGAAGGACAAAGCCAAGCAGAUGAUCUCCGGGUCCCGCGACACCGAUAUAGACGACGGUGAAGAGCGUCACGGCAAGAUGAAAGGCUCAAGCGGAAAACAGCUCGACGUUGCAGCGAGCCUUCGUAACCAUUCGGUCACAUUCCUUGAUGAGAGCCAGCCCAAGACUAAGGAGCGUAACCCACCCGUCCCUCAGCCUCAGAGCAUGCCCAAUACCUUGACGGAAGCGAUCUGCAGCCACAUGCCACUGGAAGCUAAACCAAUCCUUACGCUGACUCUCGAGCGCAUCGAUCCGCCCAUACCAUCUCCAACAGAUCAACGAUGUGUCCUUCUCAAACACUUUGAGGUCGGCCUGGAUGGAGUCGAAGGUCUUUGUCAAGGCACCGCAAAGAUCCCAGAGAGUCCACUUCAGACUGCCGAACGCGAGAGGCGCGUUGGGAAGCUGGGAACAUUCAAGCAAGGGGAUGGAGGCUUUUAUAGGUCGUUGAGGAGCGCACAGCAAAAAGACCAGCAGUAUGGCAAGGGCUACUGGUACUUUUUCGGAGUGAAGUUCAAGCAAAAUAGCAGGGAAAGAAAGCUAAGGAGGGGUGGAAAGUGGCUUGUCUUUGGUGCGCCGAUCGAAGCUGUCUACCACCUGGACAUAAAGAGAAGUCAAGAAAAUGUGACUAUCCUGCUCGGCGGAGGGGUGGACAAGUCUGGCACCACGAUCAAGCCGUUCAAAGCCAACUUCAAACGUACGCACACUCUUUUCAGCAGAGGCGGCCUAGCUCCCAUGGACAUCUGGCCAGGUGGAGAAGAUUGGGACGAUGGGGUGUUCAAGGAUAUCAGGGCGGCAAUGGCAAACAAUGGACUCCGAGUCGGCUUCCUUUACGGAGACACCCAGACCUUUGCUCCCCUGCCAAAGGGCUUCCCAGCCGCCGGCAAGUUUCAAGCAGAAAAAAAGCGCAAGCAGUCCGGGGCCGAGAUGACAGAGGAAGAGAUGAAAGCCAUGGAGAAGAGCAUGAAGCCCAAGCAAUUGUCGGCCGAGGACAUCGGUACUAUUCUUGCGAUGAGCGUCAUCAACGACCGGACCAAGCAGGACGCAGCCGCGCGUUCAAAGUAA
Messenger RNA from Letharia lupina, 2895 nucleotides. RefSeq lists its product as uncharacterized. Lineage: Eukaryota; Fungi; Ascomycota; Lecanoromycetes; Lecanorales; Parmeliaceae. The record is from RefSeq and is a predicted model, not a curated record. The transcript is spliced from 6 exons. Bases 1 to 2895 code for a protein of 964 amino acids.